Molecule: messenger RNA, 6961 nt
Organism: Acanthopagrus latus (yellowfin seabream)
Lineage: Eukaryota; Metazoa; Chordata; Actinopteri; Spariformes; Sparidae
Gene: cmtm7
Product: CKLF-like MARVEL transmembrane domain containing 7
Exons: 5
Coding region: 129-614 (161 amino acids)
Cellular component (GO): membrane
Source: RefSeq, a predicted model, not a curated record
CUUGACUCGGGUGGAACUGUCGGACAGACGCGCUGAAAGGUUCCAGUCGACGGAGACUCCCUGCGACACUCCGGCCGCUCCAACAUAUUUGUGCUCGUGCUGUUUUAUUGGCGCCGUUCACCGUCAACAUGUCGCACACCGUCAUCACGACCACGACCACGACCACCAGGACGUCCGGGGACAGCGUCCUCAACAUGGGCUACACCCGGACCAUCCCGGGAAUGCUGAAGAUGGGACAGAUGGUCGCCCUGCUCAUCGCCUUCCUGUGCGUCCACUGUGCUCGUGGUUGGCCCAGCUGGGCGGCAUUCCAGUACUUUGAGGUGGUGGUUCUGUGGUUCCUCAUCGCGCUCACCAUCUUCUUCCUCAUGCACCUGUUCCGGCUGCAGGGGAAGAUGCCCUGCAUCAACUGGCCGCUGACGGAGUUCUUUCAUUACUCCGUCGGGACCGUCCUCAUCUUCAUCGCCUCCAUCGUCGCCGCUGUGAAGACUGGAGGAGUUUCAGCGCUGGUGGCCGGAUCGGUGUUCGGCUUCAUCGCCACGUUCCUGAUGGCCGUUAGUUUGUGGACAUCUUACAGUGUCACCUGUGGCUCUCAUCAGACAGGUGCAGCAGUGUAAUAAGCUACCCAUCAUGAAGGAACUAGACGGCUGUGGGCAGUUUGCUGAGUUGUGGUCUGUUUUCUGCCCGGUAACAACCAUCUGGAUAAAGAACCUGAUUGGAUAAUAAUUCGUAGAGGUAAUGGAGCAUCUGAUCCAGGACCAGCCGUUGUUUCCUGAUUCGUAAAUAUUCCUGCUCAUCACAAACCUGAGAGGAUGUAGAAUCAGUUUUACUCCAGAAUCACUUUUUAUUUCUUGCUGAAUCUUUUCAAACAUCUGACGUCAUGUUUUCAUGUUAAAGGUGCUCAGUGUCACGUUUCAAACAUCAGUCACACAACGACACCGCGGUGCAAACAAUCAGCCACAUGCUUCACAGCUUCAUCUCCCAUCAUGCCUGCUGCUUCCCGCCCUGAAGAGGUGGACAUCUUGUUUUUGAUUGUAUUUCACCAAAGCGUUUCUCUCCUUCUGCCGCGAGCGAUCAAAGAUUAGAGAAGCUUUUUUAGAAACCUUGAGUUUGUGUUUGAUCUGACGGGAUGGCGCCUUCUUCCUGUCACGUGCCAUAAAGCUUCCAGAUGAUUCCCCUCAAGUAUCUCAGUGAGCGCAGCCUCCGUCACGCAUCCUUGUUGUGUUUCUUCAGUGUUUACAGUACGUAGCUCUAUUAGCUCGAGCCGUCAUCAACGCCUCAUUCAUUCCAACUUUUUUAUUCUACGUCGAACUUCCUUCAGUCGAAACAGUCUGGACCAUGGAUGUAUUAACCUCUUUUUAAAAUCACUUUUCUUAAAUGCCCGGUGAUGUAAUAAUGCACAGUAUAGCCCUUUAGCCUGCUGAGCUAAUUUUUGUUAGCGCACUAAAAUGUUGGUGUGAGAAUAUUCUCAUUCUAGCGUGCUAACAAACAUUAACAAGCUAAUCUUUUUCAGAAAAUACCUUGCAUGCUAAUGACCUUGUUAGCAUGCUAAACCAUGACUCAGGGGCUAAUACUUAGGUGUGCUAAAAAACAACAGCAUGCUAACACUUUACACAAAUUGAAACAAUGCAACAGGAAACAUUAGCAUGCUAACAAUGCAAACAAAAACCAAGAAAAAACGUUGCGUCUCUGAUUAAAAGAUAAGUUUAGUCAUAAUCUGUAUUUUUAUUAUCGUCAACAAAUCCCACGAGUGUUAUUUACAAAUGAAACUAAAUAUUUGUGAAGUGGUUUUAAAGAUUUGGAAGUGGGACGGUAUUGAGGGACGGACCAACAUGUUGUUGAUUCUGCACAUGAGGAUUGUUGACGAGAGUAAAAUGACAGACUGAAGACAAACAGGAAACGACUGCAGGAGCUCCAGUAGUUCAGAUUUUAACGGGAACAUCAGCUCCGUCUUUCUGCGCCGGGCAGAAUCUCAUGAAGCGCCACAUCAGCUCGCCACAGUCGGUUCAGUGAAGCGACUUUCUGUCUGCUGUUUGUUUUAACUUCAGAGUCGAACGACUGUGGAGCUUUUCAUUCCUCCGUCUCUCUGACAGGACGUCGCCGCUGCUGAACUUGGUGCUUCUAAAAACAAACUUCUUAGUUUCAAUCCGACCUGAGUUUUAAAGUGCUCACAGUUGGAAAUGAUGUCAGAAAGACAGAUUACAAGAAAAAGUUCUGAUGGUUUCUGCACGUGGGACCAAGUCACUGAUGUGGAAAUCUGUUGGCACGGAUUAAUAAACUUCAUUAAUAUGGCAACAAUCUCUGUACAGAUUGUAAAGCUCACUGAGGUGAUGAUUAAUUAAGCAUAGAAUAAAAUUACAUAUAAACAUGAACACGAGGGAUUAUAGAGUGUACGUACAGAUUGAUACGUACCUGUGUUGAUAAAAUGUGCUUACAGAUUAAUAAUAAUCAGGUUUGUGGAGUAACAGAAUACAUGUAAUGGGAUUACAAACAGAAGUGGUAACUAAUCCAGAGAAGUUGGAGUAAAAUGAUGUAAUUAGAUUACAGAUAUGUUGAGUUAAGAGGAUUACUAACAUGAUUAUAAUUUUGAAAUCUAAUAAAAGUCAUCUUUAAACUGAAUUUAUAUAAAACAGUUACUUUAUCUUCAUAUUUUGAUUAGAUUAUGUCUCUGACUACAUGCUGUAACAUGUAUUCAGUAACUAUCAUGACCCUUUGUCAUAAAACACACAGUAACAAAAUCUACAAACACAUUAAUAAACCACACUGAUGGAAAAAUGUUCACAGGGAUUUAAACUUUAAACCAUAAUUAAUACCAUUUCAAUAUGAAUGAAUUAAAGGUGCAGUAUGUAAGAUUAGUUUCAAACUUUCAAAAAUGAACUGUUGAACUGAAGUUAGCAUGCUAACCAGCUAGCUCGGGCCUGAGAACCUGCAUGGCUAACUGAGCUAACAGGCUAACGGUAGCUACAGUCACAACACAGUCAGCUGUGACUCGGCUGCUUCUGUUUGUUGGGGUUAAUUCAACAAAAAAUCACUUCUGGAUUAUAACGAGUUCAGAUGGAAAUCAGCUGGUAUGUUUUAUAAGAAGGUGAACUGAUGGAGUGAACUCACAGACUGAAGCUCGACAGCAGAGACACACUGAGACGUUCACACCUGGUGAGAAGAAGGAAACUCUGAUAAAGCACAAGUUCUCAGAUUACCUCCCUGGUCUGUCGUAGUGUUUGUCUGAUUGUGAUUAUUGAUCUGUGCUUUCAGUCAUUGAUUACAAACUCUUUAUUAAUCUGUGCUCACAGACACAUCGUGCUUUCUGACCAAUCAGAGCGUCUCUGUGCUCCAACACACGUCGUCUUCACAGUCCAACAGAGCAGCAGGAGAUCAAAAUUCACUUUGUCUUUUAGUUCUACAAACAGUUCUGACGGGUCGUUGAGGCCGAGCGCUGACGUGCGGCGCCGCGGGUCGUACCGAGUGUCAUGCAGCAGCUGUGGGAGGAAGUGUUGGUCCGCGACCCGGCUGCUCGUCGUCUCAACCCUUCAGAUGGAACUGAGUUCUGGUUCUGAGAACAGAAUGUUGAAAUGUUUCCUGAGGGGAAAAACUAAAGAUAAGCUGAAAAUUAUUUUUAGAUUUUCUCAACAAUUAAUAACGAUGUCCAAGUUAAAGGGACAGUUCACCCAAAAGAGUCAGAGUCAGUCGUUACGUCACUGUCUGUGCUGAAAGUGAAUCCAAAAACUUUGAACCAUUUAAAUAUAAUUAAAGUGUUAAAAUGACUUAUUGCUCAUUGUGAUUCUGUGCUAGCUUUAGCCAACAUGCUAAUUCUAGCCUAACUUUGGAAAAUAACAUUUUCACUUUAUUUUAUUAGACCAAAACAUCCAACGAUCAGCGAAUCAUUGUGACGUGAUUCCCUGAGAUCGUUAUCUUAACGAUAUUUUUUGCCAUUCAUAUUGACGAUUUUAUCAGAUUAAGCUGUGGAAAGUUCUGUAGAACAGCUGACCCAGUUUAAACUGAACUAAUUGGACUCUUUGUGCCACGGGAGCGAUUCUGCAUCCUGAGAAAUGCUUGUAGGAUUAAAACUCUCGGUGCUGAUCGGAGUCGCGGUGCUGAUCGGACUCGCUGGUUCAGUGGGAAACUUUCCUGCCGGGUCUGGGUACAGAACUCUGGCUGAUGUGAAGCUGAACACGUUGAUCCUCACAUUUCUGCCUUACUGCCGAUCAGACGCCAAACUCUUCGUGUGACGCUUCAGAUUUUGCACUUAAUGUUUCCUUAAAGUUCUGGAGCGGUUCUGGCUGACGGGUCGGUGACUGACUGAAGUCUAAUCUGAUGAAAAGUGAAUGUUUGACUUCAACCGUGUGAAAGUUGAUGGAUCUGAGCACAGAUGAUUGUUUUUCUCCUGCUGCGUCGACCCGCCACACUGUGGACGCGGGUCCACUUCAUGUCACACUGUGAGAUCCGGAUCAGAACACCUGACCACAUGGUUCUUUUUACUCUGGUUUCGUACACGGAGGCAUUUUUAAUAAUAACUGAAGAUGAUAAAAUCAUGAAGAUUUCACACAUUUAACCACAAAUCUUCAAACGUCUUUAAUGUUUCUGGUGAUCAGAACCAGAUGAGCGGGUCCAAGUCACAUUCACAGCAUCAGUUCUGUCAGAAUCACUUUCAUGUGCCAGUAAAUGAAUGUUGUGACUGAAUCAUCUGGAACUGAACUGAUAUUGGAUCAAAUCUAAUGAUGAAACCAGCUCAUCAGAGAGCAGCAGCCAACAGAACCAGACAGAACCCGAUUGGACUCUAUCGUUCAGAAACGGGUCGUCUGAAGUCGUCUCCCUCCUGAUUGGCUCACAGUGUGAACAAGAAGCUUCGUUCUGAAUCAGCAGCCAAAGAUUUCAGCUUCAGUCGGAUCCGACCUGCUGAUCCACAGUGUGUCCCGGUCCGGUCCGGUCCGGUCCGGUCCGACCCCCUGUUGUGUUGUACACAGUCGCUGGUUCACUUUCACACUCUGUGGUUGAGUUUGUGUUCCGGUCCAACAUGUUCACCUCUGCUGUGUUUCUGCUUCACUGUACUGUAUUUGAGUUCUUUUGGACCAGUUUGAUGUUUGAUGCACUGAUGAAACUUCUGAUACCUGAUACCAGUACACCUGACCCGGCACGGAUCCAGUGUGACUCAAUUAGAAUCAGCAGACAGAAUAAUCCAGACCUUUGAUUUGUUUUAACAUUUUGUAUUUCUAUUGCUGAACUUUUGAUAAACCGAGUUUUUCCAUCAGGUUCUGCUCAGAGUCCAGUUUUGGUAUCGAAUUCAGAACUUUUUUAUUGGUGCAUCUUUUAUUUUGAAGGUUUUAUACGGCUGCCUGCAGGUUCAGUGUGGAGCCAGAAUCAAUCGGACCGUCGCUCUGGAGCUUCUGUGUUUUCAGCUGUUUGUUACUUUUGUCCCACGUUCUCCUUGGAUCCCAGAUUGAUUCUGGCUCCGGACCCGACAGAACCAGACUGUUUACAUUGUAUUAUUUCUGCUUGUAUGUGUUUUCUGAUGCUGAAUGAUGCCGAGUGACCUGAUGACCGGCUGUCUGUCCACUGGGAGACACAGUGUGCUGCUGAACAGUCCGCGGGCCAAUAAGUAUUGAUUCUAGGCCGUCACGUGAUCCGGGUCGGCUCAGGACGGAGGUCCAACUGAACCAGGAAACAUUUGUGAGCUGGAAAAAGUUGGAAAUACAAACUCAUUGAACAAUUUAUUUAACUUUUAAAGAUGUCUGAAUAUGAGACUGAUGUCAAAUCACUAAAGAAGAUUUAAUCUGACACAGAAACUCCAAAGUGUUCAGAAUUUCUCUCGAGGUUUAUUGUGGAACUCUGAAGGCCGUUUGUUGUUUCUUGUAGCUGAAUAUUAUUUAAAUAUUGUCAAAAAGGAUCAAAUCUGCCGGUUGUCACAUAUCACGUAAAGAUCAACAAGUGAUCGUGAACAAAGUGAAAACAAAGAAAUAACAGAUGGAAUUUGACCUUCAGAGAGAAUCUAGUCUGAUAACUUCAUGUUCAACAGCCGAACAAUCCAUCAGGGUCCAUUUAGUUUCUGUUCGGGACCUUUGGACCGCGUCACCUGAUCGUCUGUCUGUGAAGACUUCUCGUCCUGCACUGAAACUUGUGUGUUUGACGUGAAAACAGCUGCUGCCUCGUUAGAUAACUGAGUGCUUCCAGAAAGAAAUCCGACUUGAACACGAACAACAUGCUGGUUUGAAAACUGUCAUAUUUCAAACAGAGUGAACAUUAAUUCACAUGCUGUUAGCUAACUGAGCAGCAGAGUGCUAAUCAGGCUAAUCAGGCUAAUCAGGCUAAGCCACUCAAACUGAUCGUCGGUCUGAACAUCGUCCUCCUCGCUGCCAGUUUAUAUUUUCAACGUUCUUCACAACAGAUUCACAGUUCUGGAUCAGCUCGUGGCUGACGGGCCGACACAGCCGCCUGUCGUCAGUGGACUCAGACACCCGGAGAGUUUAGAGUAUUUAGGUUUUUCUCCAAAGUGCCUUAAAGUUGUGUUGUUGAACGGAGCGGAGGGGAAGUCAGUGAAGGAAGAAGGAGGAGCCUCGUUCAGAGGUUCAGGUGUGUCUGAGGGAGCCCGGGGGUGUUCAGGUGGAGUUCAGGUGGUGUUCAGGUGGUGUUGAGGUGGAGUUCAGGUGGAGUUGAGGUGGAGUUCAGGUGGAGUUCAGGUGGAGUUCAGGUGGUGUUCAGGUGGAGUUGAGGUGGAGUUCAGGUGGUGUUCAGGUGGAGUUGAGGUGGAGUUCAGGUGGUGUUCAGGUGGAGUUGAGGUGGUGUUCAGGUGGUGUUCAGGUGGAGAAUGAAGUGAUUUUCUUUAGUUUCAGGAGAUGAUGUCCACAGUAUUAGAGGUCACGUCACAACGAGCUCACAUGACUUGUGUUGUUUUUGUACAUUUUUUAAAAAGUGUGUUCAAACUACAAGUUGUGCUUUGUUGCAUGUUGUAAAUUAAAGGCUCAUUGCACCA